Molecule: messenger RNA, 1698 nt
Organism: Quercus lobata
Lineage: Eukaryota; Viridiplantae; Streptophyta; Magnoliopsida; Fagales; Fagaceae
Product: pentatricopeptide repeat-containing protein At1g63080, mitochondrial-like
Exons: 1
Coding region: 808-1698 (296 amino acids)
Molecular function (GO): protein binding; mRNA binding
Source: RefSeq, a predicted model, not a curated record
GUGGUUGUCUUCUUUGCUCCACUGUCUCCCUCUCUCACUCUCUCUCUCAAACUCAGCGCUUCGGUCUCACAUCUAGCACCGAAAACCCGACUCGAAUUGUUAUCUGGAUCCGACGAGGAAUACCAGAUUUUUGCUGCUGCUGCUUCUCUUUGUUCAGGAAAUGCGUACGGCUUCAGUUAAAUCAAGAAACCUUAUUGCUUUUGUAUUCAAUCCUUUCAUUGUUAGACUAAUAACGCUUCCUUUUCAACUUCAUGCUUCUUCUUCUUGCUGUUGUUAUUCUACUCUUACUACUACUACUGUUACAAGUAGUGGCAAAGAAAACUUGAAAACCCCUAAUCAGAAUCCGAAUCGCAAACAAUUCUUGAAAUCUGUGAGACAUGAGUGCAAAUCUCGGAGCUUGAGGAAUGUUGUUCAUGGCUUAGAGACCUGUUUGAUAAAAUGCUUCACUUACGCCCUUUGCCUUUCAUUGACGAUUUUAAUCACAUGUUGGGUGCCAUUACAAGAAUGAAGCAUUACUCUGUUGUGCUUACUCUAAUUAAACGAAUGGAGUCAUUGGGUAUCGCUGCCGAUGUUUAUACUCUGAAUACUUUGAUUAAUUGCUUCUGUCAAUUGAACCGUGUUGAUUUCGGGUUCUCUGUCAACCAGACAAUAUAACUCUAAACACUCUUCUCAAGGGGUUCUGUCUUCAAGGUAACAUUGCUGGAGCUGUGAGGUUGGUGGAAGAAAUGGAGAAGAAAGGGUUAUGAGCCUGAUGCAAUUACUUGUGGAACCAUACUAAAUGGUCUUUGUAAGAUUGGUAAGACUGAUAUGGCUAUUGGGUUGCUUAGGAAGACAGAAAAAAGGUAUUUUGAACCUAAUGUAGUGUUCUAUAACACAAUUAUUGACAGUUUAUGUAAGGUUAGAUUGGUAAAUGAGGCUUUGAACUUUUUAUCUGAAAUGAUUGGUAAAGGCAUUCGGCCAAAUAUUGUCACUUACACGUGCUUAAUUCAAGGUCUAUGCAGUUUUGGUCUAUGGAAAGAGGCUAUUGUUUUGUUGAAUGAGAUGGGGCAAAGGAAGGUCGUGCCAGAUGUGCAAACUUUUAACAUAUCAGUGGACACACUUUGCAAAGAGGGGAUGCUGAUAGAGGCGAAAGAAGUUUUUGAUGGGAUGAUUCAAAGAAGCAUUGAGCCUAACACAGUCACUUACAAUUCUUUGAUUGAUGGUUAUUGUUUGCAAAACAAAAUAGAUGAUGCAAUUAAAGCCUUUAAUAUGAUGCUUGAGAGGGAUUAUUCACCUGAUUUGUUUAGUUAUAACAUAUUGAUCAAUGGAUAUUGCAAAAAUAAAAGAAUUGAUGAGGCAAUGCAUUUUUUUCAUGAAAUGUCCAACAAGGGAUUGGUUUCUGAUGUUGUGACUUAUAACACUCUUAUAGGUGGUCUUUGUCGAGUGGAGAGACCUCAAGCUGCACUAAAGCUAUUACAUAAGAUGUGGGCUUGUGGCCAACAUCCAAACCCCCAAACCUAUGCCAUCUUGUUAGAUGGUUUAUUUAAGAACAAAUAUUUUGCUGAAGCAAUUGCAUUGUUUAAAGAGAUGGAAGAGAAAAAUAAAAAUAUGGACUGCAAUAUCGUGAUUUACAGCAUCUUAAUUGAUUGUAUGUGCAAUGUUGGGGAAGUUAUGAUUGCAAGAGAGCUCUUUUAUAGUCUUGCCACCAAAGGGUUGUAA